Messenger RNA from Diaporthe citri, 696 nucleotides. RefSeq lists its product as uncharacterized. The transcript has 3 exons. NCBI's taxonomy places the organism in Eukaryota, Fungi, Ascomycota, Sordariomycetes, Diaporthales, Diaporthaceae. Bases 1 to 696 code for a protein of 231 amino acids. The record is from RefSeq and is a predicted model, not a curated record.
AUGAGGUCAACUCAACUUACUCUCCUGCUGUCUUCCGCCCUCCUCGCCCACUCACUGAUGCCCAUCUCCAUCUCGCUCCACAACAGGGGCCGCGGCGGCAAAGCGAUACCGCCGCCCAUCAGCGCCGACGAGGUCCAACGGCCCAUCAUGGACGGCCCAGGCCCAGCACUCCCACCCGGCACGUCCCAUGACGACCCAAGCGGCCCUCAGGACCCUCCUGCCGGUGGCCCAGGGACGGUGAUCCUGUCGGACGUCAUGGGGAAAGACCGAAGCAUAAACGUCUUUGCGAGCCUCGUCCGGGAUGUCGACUCCCUAUCGCGCCGACUCGACGACUCGUCGCAGAACUCGACAGUCCUCGCGCCGCUGAACUCAGCGAUGGACAAGCUGCCGCGCAAGCCGUGGGAAGACCCCAGUGAUUAUGACAAGCUGGGCGUCGAUGCAUAUGAGGGCGACGACGGGAGGGAGCGGGCGCAAAAGAAUAUCAGGAGGUUUGUCGAGGCGCAUGUGGUGCCAGAGAGCCCCUGGAACGAGGGUGUCAAGGUUAAGACCCUCGGCAGUGAUGGCACCGAGAUAUGGUGGGAGAAGAAGGAUGGCAAUAAGGUGAUACAACCUGGGAAUAUCGAGGUUUCCACAGUAGCGAGUUCGGUCUCAAACGGUCAAGUUUGGAUACUCAAGAGUGCUCGGAAUUAUUCAUAA